This is a messenger RNA of Erigeron canadensis, 1338 nucleotides long. Its product is annotated as F-box/kelch-repeat protein At3g06240-like. NCBI's taxonomy places the organism in Eukaryota, Viridiplantae, Streptophyta, Magnoliopsida, Asterales, Asteraceae. The record is from RefSeq and is a predicted model, not a curated record. Bases 1 to 1155 code for a protein of 384 amino acids. The transcript has a single exon. Gene Ontology annotation, molecular function: protein binding.
AUGUCAGACUAUAUAAGCAAGGAUUUGAUCGAUGAUAUAUUCACAAGACUACCAACCAAGUCCCUCCUUCGAUUUAGAUCGGUCUCUAAAUCAGUAUGUGCCCGUAUUUCUAGCCCUGAUUUCAUCCGCAAGCAUGCCUUGCAAUCUCAGCCAAAGUUCUUGAUUCGACACAGGCUUCUUCCCGACGAUAGAGACUACUACACAAUACAUUCAGAAGACCAAUUACCAUUGCGUAACUCAGGUGGAUAUAAUGAUGAAGUAACCUUUAAGUUUCCUUACAGGUAUACCUACAAUAUAGUAGGUUCAUGUAAUGGUAUUCUUUGUGUUUAUGAAGAAGACUUAUUUGGCAGCUACUUUAGUCUUUGGAACCCUUCUAUUAGAUGCCAACUAAAGCUGCCUGAUGUUCCUUUUUGUGAUAGUAGCUCUGUAGAUGAUUUAUUCUGUGACCGUAGGAGUACAGUUGGGUUUGGAUUUGACUCGGUUAAUGAUGAUUACAAGGUUGUGUGGCUAUCCUAUUCACAGUUUAGACACCCUCGAGUAUGUUCAUUUGUUUAUACCAUGAAGACAGAUGCUUGGUGUAAGAUUCAAGUUCCUUCUACUACGUAUUCUGAAGUGUCGUCGUAUGCUUGUUUGUUCAACGGAGCAUUGUAUUGGAUUGCAAAUUGUGAUUCAACGAUGGUAGAUGACAUUGACCGUCGUCAUAUAUUGACAUUUGAUCUUAGCACUCAUCUUUUUGGCAAGAUUGUGUUGCCAAAACCUAAUUGGGGAAUCCAUCGGUUAGCAAUCAUCAAAGGUUCUCUAGCUGUGUUUUCUACGACAUACAAUGAUAGUGGGAUUUGGGUGAGGGAAGAGCAGGAUAACACUUCUUCUUGGUCUCUAUUUUUUGAAUCCACCACUACUCAGUUUGAACGUGAUAGAAUAUUUGAACUUACUUCAGGUGAUUUCUUGUUCCACAGUUACUAUACAACGCCUGAAGUUUAUAAUCUUGAAACAGGACUUACUGAACGCGUUGAGUUUUCUCCCAAAGUCAACAUAGAAAAGUUUGUUGAAACCCUUGAAUUGUUAGGCAAAGGAACAUCUUACGAGGGUAAGCAACCAUCCUUCGCUCGAAGCCAAAAGAAAAAGAAAAUAACUUAUACUUGGGUCGAAGACUAAAUUAGGCAAACUUCGGCGCAGAUGGUCACUCUUUGAUGGCAUAUUUACAGCUUGUCAUCAGUUCCGUUUUUUCUAUGUUUUACCUUUACACCGUUUCUUCAUUUUAGUUUUGUUUUAUGUUUUACAUUUACAAGUUUCAUUAAUUUCUGUAUUGUUCUAUGAUUCUAAGUUUCAUUACUUUUA